Molecule: messenger RNA, 6917 nt
Organism: Erpetoichthys calabaricus (reedfish)
Lineage: Eukaryota; Metazoa; Chordata; Cladistia; Polypteriformes; Polypteridae
Gene: slc25a24
Product: solute carrier family 25 member 24
Exons: 12
Coding region: 427-1857 (476 amino acids)
Biological process (GO): transmembrane transport
Cellular component (GO): mitochondrial inner membrane
Molecular function (GO): ATP transmembrane transporter activity; calcium ion binding
Source: RefSeq, a predicted model, not a curated record
UUACUUUACCGUGAAGAAGCUCCCAGUUUUAACCCCAGUAAUCGAACCGGUUAAUAGUUUCAGCAGUUGUCUCUUCUGCCUGCUGAUACGGUGCACAUUUCCGUGUCGCCGAGCCUGGCUCUAUGAAGUGCGGCUGCCGAAUCCAAAGAGUGAAUGCCAAACUUAGACACAGAAAUGCCAACGCCCAUGCUGGGGGAACUGGAGGCAUCGAAAUACAAAGUAAAACAUGUCCCGAUGAAUGUGUGGGUGUGGAGGUGAUAGAACAGGGAGAGAGCGACAGGAACGGAAAAAGAACAAAUCGGUAGACGGAGAGAGGACGCGUCACCACGCCAAAUCCAUAAAAUAAACGGCCUAACAGCGGCAGAAUAAACGAGUUCCUCAGCAGCCACUUCAGUCCGGAGUGUGUCUUCAAUCUUAGCGGGGCAAAUGCUACGUUUAGCGAGGAAAUGUGUGCUCAGCGACGCGGCGUGCGUAGCGGAGGAAAACAAGAAGAGCUACGAGGAGCUCUUCGCGAAGCUGGACACCAACCGAGAUGGGAAGGUGGACAUCAACGAGCUGCGAGAGGGCCUGCAGAAGAUGGGCAUGGCGGUGGGCCCGGAUGCGGAAAAGAAAAUUGUUUCAGCCGGUGACAGCAAUAAGGAUGGACAGUUGGACUUUGAAGAAUUUUCAGAGUAUCUUAAGGAUCAUGAGAAGAAACUGAUGUUGACCUUCAAGAGCCUGGACAAAAAUAAUGAUGGGACCAUUGAUGCUUCUGAAAUUAAAGAGUCUCUUGCUAAAUUGGGAGUCUCCAUAACAGAAGAGAGCGCACAGAAGAUUUUGAAAAGUAUUGAUGCUGAUGGGACCCUGAGUGUUGACUGGAAUGAAUGGCGGGAGCACUUUCUCUUUAACCCAGCCACAAACAUUCAAGAGAUUAUCCGAUUCUGGAAGCAUUCAACUGUUCUAGAUAUUGGAGACAGCCUAACCAUUCCUGAUGAAUUCACAGAAGAGGAAAAGAAGACAGGAAUGUGGUGGAAGCAGCUUGUGGCUGGAGGGAUGGCAGGAGCUGUUUCAAGAACUGGGACUGCCCCUCUUGAUCGAAUUAAAGUCUUUAUGCAGGUGCAUGCAUCAAAAUCGAAUAAAAUGAGCAUAUCCAGUGGCCUCAAACAAAUGGUUAAAGAAGGUGGAGUAACAUCACUGUGGCGUGGUAAUGGAGUUAAUGUUAUUAAGAUUGCUCCUGAGACUGCCAUUAAAUUUUGGGCUUAUGAACAGUACAAAAAGCUGAUUACAUCAGGUGAUGGGAAGAUCAAGCCCCAUGAGAGGUUUAUUGCUGGUUCCUUAGCUGGGGCCACUGCACAAACUAUUAUUUAUCCUAUGGAGGUCAUGAAGACUAGAUUAACUCUCAGGAAAACUGGCCAGUAUUCAGGCAUGUUUGACUGUGCUAAAAAGAUUCUGAGGAGAGAGGGUGUAAAGGCCUUUUAUAAAGGCUACAUUCCCAACAUUCUGGGCAUUAUACCUUAUGCAGGCAUCGAUCUGGCAAUUUAUGAGGGUUUGAAGAAUAAAUGGCUGACACAUUACGCUAAAGAUUCUGCAAAUCCUGGUGUUUUAGUUCUUCUGGGUUGUGGUACUAUUUCUAGCACUUGUGGCCAGCUUGCUAGUUAUCCCCUGGCUUUGAUCAGAACUCGUAUGCAAGCACAAGCAUCCGUAGAAGGAGCACCUCAACUUUCCAUGGUCAGCCUCACAAAGAAAAUCAUAGUAAAGGAAGGCUUUUUUGGACUUUACCGAGGCAUAGCUCCCAAUUUUCUGAAAGUUAUUCCUGCAGUCAGCAUUAGUUAUGUCGUGUAUGAAUACAUGAAGACUGGUUUGGGGAUUUCAAAAUAAAGCCCAAGAAUACUGUAGUUUACAAACAGACAAACACUUGCAAGAAGAUCAGCAGAAUGUUGGUUUUAUGUCUGAAAUAAUUAGUUUUAUUUUGUGCCAUUGAUUAUUUUGAAAGACAGUUGACAUCUUGGCAAGCUGACUUAUUUUUUUACAGAAGUAAACUGUUUUUAGGUUAUAAUCAUAAAACAAUACCUCGGUGCUGUGCUAGACACUCUGUAAAGAGCUCGGGUAUAUAUUUUAUAUGUUAUUUUUUAUACCAUUUAUGUGAACUUGAGUAUGCUUAGGUUUGUUAUCAGUUUCAGGGUUGAUUUCUAUAGCGAGGCACUAUAUGAACUUACAGAAACGGCAUCUCUAGCUUUCAGUCCUCACAGUGCAUGCUUGUGCUCUUUUACUUUAUUUCUUAACUAAUCACACCAUUUGUUUCAUUAAAAUGACAGUUUUUGGGAUUCAGACAUGUCCCCUGUCCUAUUUCUGAACCAGUAGCAUUGGCUGCAGGGUAGGAACAGACCUCAGCCAUUACAGACACCCUCAUAAGCAAAACUCACUUGCUCAAACUUUGAAUUUCCAGUUCCCCAAACACACAAAAGAAACAACACAAGGAUACUAGGAAAACGAAACCAAAUCCACAGAAAUACAAAUCUGGGUCUUUACAGGUGUGAGGCUGCCGUGCUAACCGCUGUACUGUCCUCUGCCUGUUCCGUUACUCUUCACCGUCUGCGAAGCCCACCAUUUGAGCCAGCGGCUCUGAUCAGACGUUUAAGGCAAAUAAACCUGUUGAGUGAUAGGAAGCAGGCCUUGAAGUAAGAAAGAAAAAUCUUCAUUUAUUAGCCAACCUUUAUUCUAUAUAGUGCCAUCCUAGAUACCUAGGAUAAUUUAUACAUAUAUAUAUAUAAAAAACUGAAAGUGGGUUACUUGGAGGGAUUGGACAAGCAACCUUGUGGUUUUUGGUUCAGUACUUUCUAAAAGAAGUUAAUGUUGGGCUUGACCAGAACCCGGACUGGGAAAUGCUUCUGUAAAAUCAUCCUUAGCUCUCUUUUAAGUGUCUGCAUACUUAGAAAACACUGGAAAAAAGUAACUCUUUAUUGUCUAAUGGAGACUAUGAAGGCUUUCCUAAUCAGUGCCACACACAUUAACUUCAGCUGUGUAUGCGAACAAGUGACUGAAAUGGCUAUUUUACGUUUUUUGGUUACUAGAUAACAACAAUAUUAGAAAAGAGUUAUUCUUGCAAAAAUCUGUGAAGUAGGAUUGUUUUUUGAUGUGACUUUUUUUAUUUUAGACAUUGUUUUGUAAAUUUUCUUCAAAUCCUGCAAAAUACUGAAGAAUGGUAGUUUAUUCUAGGGAAAUUAGAGAUAGCUGUACCAUCAAGUUAAGGGUAGUGGAAAGAACAAGUUAUCAAAAUUCACCAUACUUUGGUGUUGUCUCUGCCAGUCUUUUAGGUCUGCAUUGUUUUAAUAGCCCUCUAUUAAUUAUGAAUCCUAAUACAAUGGAGGAAAAAGAAGUCAGAGCCAAAUCUUAGCUACAGCACAUAUAAAAUCUGCUUUAUUAGUGUGUGCCUGUGCAUCUUCUGAGGGCUUCACUGUUUAUACUGUGUGGAUGUGUUUAUGGAUAGAUGUAUAAAACUUAGAAUUUCUAUUACGUCGUGCAUACUCCGCUUCUUGCUAAACUCAGGAUAAAUAUGCCAAAAAUAUGUAUGCUGCAUGUGUCAUUUUUAUCAAAUUAUAUUUGGGAAGACACUGAAAAAACUGCUGUGGGGUUGGAUACUCGGAAUUAAAUGGAAGUAACAAUUGUAAUGAUAUCCAUGUAGUCUGAGGCCUGCUAUGCACAACAGUUGCCUUAACAUUUUCCAUCCUAAUUAAACACAUUUUAUACCAUACCAAAGAUCUGCCUUUUCUUGAGGUGAACACAAGGAUGCCUUACUUCAGAUUUCUAGUAGUACUUCACAUUUUUAAUAUCUAUCAGCAUAAAUCUGUCCACGGUUCAAUUUAGGUUUUAUUUAGAUAGAUAGAUAGAUAGAUAGAUAGAUAGAUAGAUAGAUAGAUAGAUAGAUAGAUAGAUAGAUAGAUACUUUAUUAAUCCCAAUGGGAAAUUCACAUUUAUUUAUUUAUUUUGUGAAACCGUAUCCAGUGAUAAGCACUGUACGCUACCUAUAAGUACACUGUUAAAAACACAAGAGAAAAUGACCUACCUACAACAGAAAACAUCCUCUCUCACUCUCUCUCAUUAUAUACUGUAUAUAUAUAUAUAUAUAUAUUUGUGUAUAUAUAUGUCCAAUGAACAUGGCUUCGAUUGUCAUGCUGUCCAAAGUAUUCACUGAGGGCUUGUGCCCUGUGCAGUACAUAAUAAGCAUUUUCAUCCUUCAGCCUUCAUGUGCACAAACUGUUGGUUACAAAUGCUUCACAAUCUCAUCUAUAUAUCUGUAUGUAUACUGUAUAUAAUAUACUAUAUACACCUAUAUUAUACAUAUAUAUAAAAUAUACAUUUAUUAGGCCUGGGAAAGUUGACACGUUCAUUUUGCAAUUAAUAUGGCCUGUUUAAUGCGUUAAAAAAUACUGUUGCAUUCAGGGCCGGCCACGAGACAAAUGCCUCAGGCAGUGCUUUGGUCAGGGUGGCAUUUUCAUUUAAUUUUUUUUUAUUUUACAUUCCAAAACAAUAGUAAGUUUGAUCUAAAGAAUUAUAUACACACCCAGUGCCAUAUUUAUAUACUACUGUACCUUUAAAAAUGUCGUGAAGUAAAAUGUUCAUUUACAGGUUUCAAGUUUUGCCCUGCGGUGGGCUGGCGCCCUGCCCAGGGUUUGUUCCCUGCCUUGCACCCUGUAUUGGCUGGGAUUGGCUCCAGCAGACCCCAGUGACCCUGUAGUUAGGAUAUACCGGGUUGGAUAAUGGAUGGAUGGAUGAGUUUCAAUUUUCUUGAUUUUCUGCAUACUAACGUAAGUGCAGGGGGUCACAGCAGUCCUGGUGCAAUGCUACAGAAAAGUUGUGAAGGUAAAAAUUACGCUUUUUUUUUCUUGUUUCUGUAAGAAGGUCGAAUCAAUGUCAUAUUACGUAUGUGCCAAAUAAGUUAACUAUGAGUGACACUAAAACCAAAGUAAGUCUCUAGAACUUCCAUAUUUAACUCGCUGUCUGCCAGGUACCUUACAGUGCUGAAUGCCCCAAUAUAAUGAAAACAUCUGACGAAACAGAUUUGUAAUGAUUAUCUCUACCCAUUGUUCCAGUUUGCAGGAUCUUCUCUAAUUUAUGCAAAGAACACAAUAUAACCAUCCAAGUAAUGCACGGUGUCAGUUUUUACGUGAGGCAGCAGCUACGGAGAUCUUUUUUAGCGUGCUAGGAGCAAAGGUGUAAGUAGAGCAGGGUUUUCCAGCCAUUUUUCUGUGGGGGCACACUUUUUGUAACCUAAAAAAUCCUAAAGUGGAGGGAUGAGGGGGCAAAAAAAAAGCAGCUUGGAGAUUGGCGUUUGCAGACACAGCACUUUGGACGGUGUGGCGACGUCCUGCAAUCAGCGCAGGGAGCCUCCCCACCUCCCACCCUCUCUCUUUAGGAAUGUAUUCAGAUUCAGGUUGUACUUCCUCACGUAGCAUUUUGUUAAAAGUUCAGUUCUAAGGUCACUGUUUUAAGUUCAAACUAUGCCAUUAAUAUUUUUUAUUUCCUUUGUGUUGAUUCUACAUUAGUUUUGUGAUUCAGUGUUUAUUUACUUCAUUUUAUGUAUUCAUUUUCUAAUUACAUUUUAAUGUUAGAUGUGAUUAAUUAUAUACAUGUAUGAGUUUUUUUUUUUAAUCUGUUCCAAGCCCUAAAAAUAUAUAUAUUUUAAAUAUAUAUAUAUGUCUGUCUAGAUAGAUAUAGAUACAUGGUUGUGCCCCAUCUAUCUUGCAAUUCCUCAUGAACCACUGGGUCUUGGUCUUAUGGAAAGCUGAUGACGUGGUAGGCACUGGUGAAGCAUGAAGUGUGGUUCAUGGCAACCUUCGAGAAGUAAUGGUGGUUCACCUUUUUUGUUUUCUUAUGGCAAUCUUAUGAAAAGGUGACAUAGCAGGGAGGAAAGGAAGAGCAGCAACAUCUGCUAAACAUGACGCAAACUGCCAAAGCCGAUUACGUGUUAGCAUGUGCAGUGCGGCAACCUGCUGGUACUGAGGGAGCUACAGGGUGUGGAACCUCGAUCUUGAGGGGACUGGAGGUCCGCAUGUUGUUUAUUAUAUACACCCAGAUGUCGUAUGCAGGUAAAUAGGUGUGUAGGAUCAGUACUGUCACAUACACAGAGUCCGGUAAUUCGUAUGCUAAUCAGCAUGUAACGUCAUCACUCUCCAGCUCUCUCUGUUUAGACAGAUAGAUAAAAAUGUCUGUUGGAUCCAUUUAACAGAUUGUCCAGUCUAACACGAUGGCCUUUUAUCCGAUUCCCGUUUCUGCUUUAUCAUGAUGAAACUGGACAACACAACACCAGGUUUUCUGGCCCAAAAAACAGAAGAAAGGAAAUGUAAUCAUUGGCAAUCAGAAAAGCUGUUUCAGUCUCUGGAGGAGGAAUUGAUCUUUUCCUUUGGCACUUUCUAAUUUUUUUCUUAUAUUAUUUUGUGGUAAGGGCAGUAAUCGGUGUAAAGGUAAUAUUGCAUAAUCAAUCUGUAAUAUAAUUAAGUCUUAACAUCAAAUUAAAUGUUAUGCCACAUUUACAAUUGUUUAAUUCAAGCAGUGGAUUUACUGUGUUCUUUAAUGGUUGCAUUGAGUUUGUAACCAGUGAAGAAUUAUCCAUAAAUGUGACAUGAAUGGCCCCGAGUUUGAUAUCCUUCUCAGUAGGUUUUUGAUUUAGUCAAUUUAAAUAUGAACCCCUUUUUAAGGAGGUAUGGUACCUGCCUGGAUUUAAUUUUGGUUUUAUAACUUUUGCGGAAGUUGAAGAUACCACUCAGUGUAAAAUGACAUUUUAUGGAUUAAAUGGAAUUUGAAACUUUUUACAGUGCAUCCUUUGCUUUAUAUGGAUUGUAAACUCUGCUUAUGUUAUGUUUUAAGGAACUGCACUCUCCAAUUGCCUUUUUAUGCAAUAGCAUGUAUGUCUAAAUCAUUAAACGGUUUUCUUGUCAUGC